UCCAAGUUUUGAAGCUAAAUUAACGUUGACAAUUAAACCACAGAAAAAAAAUGUGUACAACCGAAAACUAUUUUGUUUUAGAUCCGAGAGAAGCCAACGCCUCGGAUCUCAUACGUCUUCUCUUCUGCUCGCAACUCAGGAACAGAAGGUUCAUCAAUUCUUCGGAAGAGAGGAAGCUCGAGGAUGAUCUUUGCAGAUUCCGGCGACGAUGGAUCAUCUUUGUGACCAUCGUUAUUCAGAAACUAAUGAUUCUCAUAAGGAAACCUCUCUACUUGUUUGGAUUCUCUCUUGCUUAUUGGCUCAACCUUGUUUCUUCCAAUGAUGGCUUCUUCAUGAUACUCCCAAAUCUUUUCAAAGGAAAGAUUAUUUGGCCGGAGGAAUCAUCAGCCACAUUUGCAUCCCUAAACGGAAACCUAGACCGGCGAGUAGAGUUAGACCAAAGAAUAAAGAGAGGAAGUAAAAGAUACAAAGCAAUGUUAUCAAUUAUGGCUUCUAAGCUUUCUUACGAGAACAUAAACUUUGUCAGCUCUGUUCUUCACAACCACUGGAAGAUGGACUUAUUGGGUUUCUACAGCUGUUGGAAUGGCUACGAGAAACAACGGUCAACAGAGGUGAUUGUUAUUAAGGACACAAGCACGGACCCGAACCUCAUCAUCGUCAGUUUCAGAGGAACUGAUCCUUUCGACACUGAUGAUUGGUGUACGGACUUGGAUCUUUCCUGGCGUCACUUAAAAGAGAUUCUCGACCAAAAUCCAACAUGCAAAUUUAUCCUGACCGGGCAUAGCCUAGGUGGAGCUCUAGCGAUCCUAUUCACGUCCGUGUUAAUGAUCCAUGAGGAAGAGCAAAUGCUAGACAAGCUCGAAGGAGUUUACACAUUUGGGCAGCCACGUGUAGGAGACGAGGAGUUUGGAAAGUUCAUGAAAGGUUCAUUGAAGAAAUUUGAGGUGAACUACGAAAGAUAUGUUUAUUGCAACGACAUGGUUCCUAGGUUGCCUUUCGACGACAAAACACUCAUGUUCAAACACUUUGGGGCAUGCCUUUUCUAUGACAGUUUCUACAGAGGAAAGGUUAGUAGAGGAAGAGGAGCCAAACAAAAACUACUUCAAUAUGUUAUUGGCUAUCCCGAAGAUAAUCAACGCAUUCUGGGAGUUGAUAAGGAGUUUCAUCAUGUCUUAUUGGAAGGUGAUGAGUACAAAGAAGGAUGGUUCUUGAGGUGUUUUAGAGUUGUGGUAUUGUUAAUUCCGGGAUUACCUGCUCACUUUCCUAAUGAGUACGUCAAUGUUACUCUCUUGGGAGACUUACCUGAUCCACAUCUUGACUAAAAUUUGAUUGUGUCGGUCCCAAAUUCUUUGUAUAAUCGCUAAGUAUGAAAAAUUGAAGAUAGUAGAGAAAUAAUAAAGAUAUUAGUAAUAUAUUUUGAGAUUUGACAUUCUUUACAAAAGCUAAAACAGUUUUUAAAGAAUGUCAAAUCUCAAAAUUAUGGCUAUGCAAUCCUCUACGCUUUUGUCUUCACUAUUCACACCUUGGCAGCCUAAAGCUAAUCUUCCAAUCGGAUUCCUAUACACAACAUCUAACUGGCUCUUGGAUAGUGGUACUAAUCAUCACAUCACUUCUGACUUGAACGACAUCGCAUUCCAUCAACCCUACAAUAGAGGAGAAGAUGUGAUGAUUGCUGAUGGC
Thlaspi arvense is the source of this 1680-nucleotide messenger RNA. The record is from the annotation of a GenBank genome assembly. Lineage: Eukaryota; Viridiplantae; Streptophyta; Magnoliopsida; Brassicales; Brassicaceae.